AUGCCUCACAGGACACGGCCAUUGAUGGGACUGUUGCUUUUCACAGGAAUAAACGCCGUUCUGGUUCAGACCAUUACUCCAGUUUAUGACUUUGUCUGUUUCUUGCCUUAUUGGGAGAGAAAGAGAGAACGAAUCAGGCAGGAGCUUCAAGCAGCUUCAUUCUCAGUGGGCAAAAACUCAACACAUAAAGCUACUACUCGAGCAUGA
This is a messenger RNA of Eruca vesicaria subsp. sativa (arugula), 207 nucleotides long. Lineage: Eukaryota; Viridiplantae; Streptophyta; Magnoliopsida; Brassicales; Brassicaceae. The record is from the annotation of a GenBank genome assembly.